Solenopsis invicta (red fire ant) is the source of this 4249-nucleotide messenger RNA. It is a transcript of the gene Nab2, whose product is annotated as zinc finger CCCH domain-containing protein 14. The coding region runs from base 1 to 2919 and encodes 972 amino acids. Gene Ontology annotation, cellular component: cytoplasm; nucleus. Gene Ontology annotation, molecular function: metal ion binding; poly(A) binding. Gene Ontology annotation, biological process: regulation of mRNA stability. The transcript is spliced from 7 exons. Lineage: Eukaryota; Metazoa; Arthropoda; Insecta; Hymenoptera; Formicidae. The record is from RefSeq and is a predicted model, not a curated record.
AUGGACACACGCGGCAUCGAGGUCACGAAUCAGCUUCGGAGCGCCAUUCGCGCCAAGCUUAUGGAAUUGGGGGUCCGUUAUGACGAGGAAUUGCCUGACUACAUACUAGUAAUGGUGGUGAACAAGAAAUCCCGUCAACAGAUGCACGCCGAUCUAAAUCUGUUCUUGGAAAACUGCACGACCGUUUUUGUGGAUUGGCUGCACGAUCAGGUGCUGAAGAAAUUGCAGAAAGUUACUGUGGCCAAGAAGAAAUCAUCUCGUGAGUUUGUACCUACCGUGGUGGUGAAACAAGAGGAGGAGAGGAAGAAGAGGAAGAUAUCUGCAACUUCAUUCCUCGAGGAUCAAGCGGUGGAGCAGUCCUUAGUCGCAGUCGAGAAGCUUCCAGAUAAAAGUGUGAAGGGCGAUAAGCAACAACCGGCGCAGAAGCAGCAGACGACAAAAUCUUCUGUACCUAAUCCUAAUCAAAAUCCAGAACGAGAUCACAGCAAAAGUGCGGAGAAAAGUGUGCACGGCAAAAGUAAAACCGAUGAAGCGUCGUCGACGCAAGGCAGUGGAUCCUGUCAGGACUUUGCUUCGUCGAGAAGGCCGCAGCAGAGUUUCGGACGCGAGGAGAACACGAGGGAUGUCGUCACGCCAGAGAAUCCCGCUGCAAAGACCGUAGAUUCAUAUCGCGAUCCAAAAGCGAGCGAAGUACCAGAUAAGAGUUUGAAGAGAUCAUUGGAAGCGUCAAGUAAUCGUCAUGAUAGCACGGAGAAGAGGAGUAACGAGGCGAAGCGGGCGAAACCGUCCGACGAGGAGAAGGAGGACGCGAACGCGUCGUCAUCGUCUUCCCCGGAUACAGCAUCGAAGAAGCUCAAGUCUUGCGUAAACAAGCCAAGGAUUACGUCGGUUGUGUCGGUGAAGAACCGGCUUGGCGUGGUCUCGCCGCGAAAGAAGUUCGAGACCUACAGAGAAAAGGAGGGCAACGGUCGCUACCGCCCGUCGGACAAGCGAUUCGAGAAGCCACAUCGCUACGACAACGGACGUGGCGGAAAGGGCAGAAACUUCGAGAUGGAUGAUCGGAGCUCCAGGCGUAAUCGCGACGGUGACUCGUCACGACAUCAUGAAGUCGCGAGUAAAGUUAACGACGUGAGGAGUCGAAUAGAGAGCAAUAAGAGCGAGAGACUGAGCAGGAACAUGGAAUCUUCCAGAGAAAGAAUUUUGAAUUCGGGCUCCAAAACUGACACGUCCGUGAAAAAGUCUACGUGCACUAUUAAGGAUCGUUUGGGAAUCGCAGGUAUCAACAGCAAAGUCCAAAGACAGUCCGCUAAAUCGCAAGAGGCGGCGGAUUACAGUCGGAACAAUCCGAAGAGCUCGGAGCAAAUGGGAAACAAUAAGAAUAUCAAGGACAGACUCGGUCCAUUAAGGAAUAAUUUUAGGCCAGUGCAUAAGCAAAGACAGCUUCGUGAUAGCGAAGAGAACGAAUCUCUAGUCUCUCUGAACCUCGGUAUCGAGGUAGACGAAAGAGAGGAGGGAAAAGAGGACGAAGACGAGGCGGACAAUGAGCAAUCGCUAACUGGACCUGUGAAGUCGCAUAUAGUCGCGGUAAACAGAUCCGCGGCUUCCGCCACUGUGAGGCUCGAAAGAAAACGUAUGAAAACGUCGAACGAAAUUCCAUUCAACUUGACUCAGAGUACUAGCUACUCGGGACACGGGAACGCGAAAUCACAGCUGGACAAAGGGACGUUCAGCGAUGUGGACGAGGAUGCCGAUGAUGCGAAGCUGCCAAGCAAAGUGAUCGUCACGCCGAGACCUCUGAAGCCGCUGCAACCAACGCAAAAGCGCGCCACUCAAUCACUAUUGUUGCGAGCGGUCGCAGAGGCGAAUCAGUCAGUCGUCACGCAAAAGAAUCCAGAACCGUCUUUGUUUGACAAGAAGCCGGUCUUAAAACGUCUUAAACCUGCCCCGGCUCGUGAUGUAAGUCAAAACUUGUCGGUACAUUUUAAUUCUAGUAAGAGACUGGUUAUGGAAAAGAUUCAAGUCGAAUUAAAUACGGUAGAUCAUCUGGAUGUGGAAGACGUCGAGCACGAACCUUAUGUACCUCAAUCGGUAACGGACGAGCAUAUGGGAGUCGUGAUGUCGUUGUUCCAAAGGAGCGACGACAAUCAAAAAUUCUUAGUCACUUUAAACGGAUACAACAAUCUCAUGAGAGAGAAGAUCAGCUGCGAGGAUGACGAGGAACGAUUGGAAAUGGAGGUGAACGAGGACGACGAGCUUGCUCUGUUGACAACAAAUAACGAAACGACAACGACGGCAGCGACAACGGCGAAAGAUGAAUUGGAAAUGACUACAUUUAGAAUAACGGAUGGGACGGAAAAUCACGUGGAUACUAGCCCGAAAGAGACGAGCGGAGAGGAGAACAAUGAAAACUGCAACACGGAGAACGUGGACAAGAUUGACGAAGCGCCGCGUAGACGGAGAAAAUUGAGUCCUAUAGUGUACAAUAGAUCUCAUUCUCCUAGUCCCAUACAAUUGAAAUCCAGCGUGUCGCUGGUGCCGACGUUAGCCGCCAAACCCCCAGAUAAAAAGCCGUUGGUAGAAAAUGCGAUUCCGACCGUUUUGGACAAAUCCAGGGAGAAUUGUAGGUACUGGCCAAAUUGUACGUUAGGAAACAAAUGCGCGUACCUUCAUCCUCCUGUUCUGUGCAGUGCCUUCCCGGCAUGCAAGUUUGGCGAUAAAUGUGCCUACAAGCAUCCCAAGUGCAAGUUUGGUUUGUCCUGCACGAAGCUGGGUUGCGUGUUCUCGCAUCCCGCCCAACAGUGCAAGUAUCAUCCGUUCUGUACGAAACCGGCGUGCCCGUAUUCCCAUCCGGCUACUUCCGUUCCGGCAACGGAAACAACGAGUCAACGAGCAAAGUUUACUUGGCGGCGACGAGAUUGAGCGUAACUUCAAUGUACAAACCUGGGUAUGUUAUUUUGAUGGGACCGAGGUUUUGAUUUCUGAAAAAUGCGUACAGAUUAACGACGAUACGUAGCUUAAGUUGCGUAAAUUGACAUAAAGUUAUCGCAGCGGAGUUUAUUGUAUGAUUAAAGACCGUAUCUAAAAAAAAAAAAAAUUAGAAAAAUACAACAGUUUUAUCGGUGAUUUAUUACAUAAAUCUUAUUCCAAUCUUUUUAAAUAAUUUAAGAAUUCCAACAAGAUAGAAAUUUUUGAAAAGUCUUGAAUGAUGAAAAUUGUUUUAUCUCAAUAUUGAUAAUUAUAUAAAAUCAGAUUUAAAUUAUUAAAGCUUUAAUUUAGGAUGUUAGAUUGCCGAUUUAUAUACAUUAUAUAUAUACUUUCUUGUUGAUUAUCUAUCGCCUCUAGAUUUUAAGACCUCGUGCGCCGUCAGUUUGAACUGAGCGAUUUGCUGCCAUUCUUAGAUUAUAUAUUCUACUUAUAAUAUGAAGAAAAGGAUUUUAGUUUAGUUAACUAGGGCUAAGCGAUGUAAUUGGCCUUGGGGUGAUCUUAAAACGCGUUCUCCUUUAGAAUUGACCUCAUUAAGUCUUCUCUCGAUUUAUGUAUGUGGAUUUGUUUGAAAAUAUGUACAGCCAAUCGUUUCUAGUAUCAUUAAUAUAUACAUAUUGCUUCUGCAUAAAUAAUCGGGCAGAAGAUUUAAUAAUUGGAUCUGCUCUUUUUGUAAAUCUCCUGCACCUUUAUUUUUUAAUCAUCUUUUUUUUUGUUUCUACCAAAAUCUGUCGAAGUAAGAAUAUAUAUUUUACUUCAUAUAAGUUAGAAAAAUGCAAGAGGAUAUAAUUAGGGAGAGCAGAUUUAUAUUGUAUUGUUUUGCGAUAUUGUCGAGAGCAAUGUAACGACCUUUUCAAAUGAGAAUGCUCGUGUUGUUACGUUAUAGUGAUUAACUCUGUGUGCUCGUCUUAGGAUUACGGGCGAGGUCUCUAUCGGGAAUAUCUAUGUUUAUAAGUGCGAAUUGAACAGCCUCGCCGAACGACUUAAUCAGGUUUUGAGUGUGGACAAAAAGCAUGCGGUUGCUCUAUCAUGUGUGCCGUGCACUCGGUGCCGCCUCCAUAUUCGAGGUGAGGCAUUGUAAGAGUAUCAGGUACUCUACCAAACAGUUUAUUUAAUUUGACGAAUUGUAUAGGAUCUCGGGUGGUUCUGCAUUAUUUUAUCUAGUGCUAGUGAACGAUCGCGUAUGAGAUGUACAAUAUUACUGAGACUUGUCAUUAUCAGAAACAAAUAUACGAUGAUUUCUGUAAAACGCAGUUUCAAGAUUUUA